AUGGGUGGAAAGAAGUGGCAAGCCUACGACGGAUGGCAACACCCACAGCAGCCAAGGCAACCACCCUGGCACUUGUGGCCUGGGUCACGACCUUCUGCAUCUCCACGAGCGGGCCGACGAUACGAUCAUGUGCAAGUCCCAUCCAAGGGCGCUGGAAAACAUGCUAUGCCGGAGGUGGACCACUUGGGCACUGGCAGUAUGCUCCGGGAUGUUCAGAAGGCGCUUACCAAUGCGAAAAGGGCGGACGGGAAAAUACGUCGGCUACUAGAUGCGAAAGAAAAGCGUGCGAAGCAAUGGGAGAUCUACGAGAAAGAAACCAAGGAGGAGUUCUACAAGAACAAGCAGCUUUUCGAGUCGGAUGUCGAACGCCUCAAUGGAGAGAUCCAAGCAACCAAGGCUCAGGGAAAAGAAGCUGCCGAAAUGGCGUGGACCAUUGUCCGCAAUGGCCCACAGGGAAGCCAGAGCUCCUCAGCUCAGGACACCGCAUGGGAGGAACUGUUGCAGCGACCGGACGAGGCACCCACUGGCUUUUUCAAGGAGGCUAUGGAUGCAGCCAGGCGAGCCCACGAAGGCCGAGAGGACCAUGUGGAACCCGGGCGUGGCGGACUUCUCUCGCCAGAAGACGCUGCUCGGUUUUGGCAACACAUGGUCGCGAAUGCCCCUCCUGGGCUAUUCACGGGAACGGCUGGGGACGUGCCAAUGCCACCCGAGAGCAGCAACCUGACCCACACAGAGCGAGAAGAGGAUGCAGUGAAGGCCACCGAGCCCUACAUGCCCUCACCUUCGACCAGAACGCCGGACUGGCCUUUGGAAAGGGGGCCCAGCCCAGGGCAAAAGAAAGGGGCUGUCAGGACUCCCAUCAAAGGAGCCGCCAUACACCCGUAUCAUGUCGAUGCCAGUGGCCCGGGACUCGCGGACAAGCUUAUGGAGAGACGUCAGGCCAUGCAGCCCUUUGGUAUCCCGCCCAACAACACGGACCGAAAGGAACUGCCAAAUACCAGAGGCCCUGUCGAUCUCACGAGCACCGGUGGUCCUACGGUUGGCACGUCGCCGGGUUCGCCAACACAAUCCACAGCGGGAGCCCACAAGCAUGCUGGGAUGCAAGGCUUGGAUGGAAUGGGAUGA
Symbiodinium sp. CCMP2592 is the source of this 1125-nucleotide messenger RNA. Lineage: Eukaryota; Dinophyceae; Suessiales; Symbiodiniaceae. The record is from the annotation of a GenBank genome assembly.